GGGCGGGACCCCGCGCGCUGCCGGAAGUGACGCGCGAUGCGGAAGUGCCGCGACGCGGCCGGGCUGGUGCCACCAUGGCAGCGGCGGGAGGGGGCGGCGACACCGGCCCCGCGGCGGUGUCUCGUCGGGUGAAGUUCGGCAGUUUGGGGGUUCUGGUGGUGCAGAACGCCUCUCUGGUGCUGAGUAUCCGCUACGUCCGUACGGCGCCCGGCGCUCGCUUCCUGCCCAGCACCGCCGUCGUCCUCGCCGAGGCCAUCAAGGGCAGCGCCUGUCUCCUCCUCCUCCUCCUCCAACACCGCGGAAGCGUGCGGCAGACGUUGGGGACACUGCAGGGUCAGGGAGGGGACACUCUGCGCUUGGCCGUCCCCUCCCUCAUCUACACUCUCCAGAACAACCUCCAGUACGUGGCCAUCUCCAACCUCCCCGCCGCCACCUUCCAGGUGACGUACCAGCUGAAGAUCCUCACCACGGCUCUCUUCUCGGUGCUGCUCCUCGGCACGUCGCUCUCGCGGCUCCAGUGGUUCUCGUUGGCGCUGCUCUUCGCCGGCGUCGCUUUGGUCCAGGCCGAGCAGACGCGGCCGCUGACGGCGACGGCGCCUUCGGAAGGUCCUCCUCAAAGCUACGCUCUGGGUUUAGCGGCCGUGGCCGCUUCGUGCCUCUCUUCGGGCUUCGCCGGCGUCUACUUCGAACGCCUUUUGAAGACCAAAGGUGGUUCCAUUUGGCUCCGGAACGUCCAACUCGGCGCCGUCGGAACGGCCAUCGGUUUGGCGGCCAUGAUGGCGGCCGAAGGCUCUUCGGUAGCCGCUUUGGGGUUCUUCUACGGCUACAACCCCGCCGUCUGGGCGGUGGUGGUGAACCAAGCGGCCGGCGGUCUCCUGGUGGCGGUGGUGGUCCGUUACGCCGAUAACAUCUUGAAAGGCUUCGCGACGGCGCUUUCCAUUUUGGCUUCGACCGUGGCGUCCGUUCACCUCUUUGGCUUUCGCCCACGAGGCCCUUUCUUGGCCGGAACCGCUAUGGUCUUGGCGGCCGUUUACCUGUACGGGCGGCCGCGCUCCCCGCGGCCCAACGCCGACCCCAACGGAGACGCCAAGUCUCCCUCCAAGGACAAGGGCUCCUGAUGGCACCAACCACCCCCCCAGGGACGUAUAGGAUCCAUAUGGCCCCUCCCACCCAAACCCUAUAGGAACCUCCCCCCCUUCCCCAGGCCCUAUAGAGGCCGUAUGGAUCCCCCCCAGGCCCUAUAAAGGCUAUUUUUCUCCUCCCAGCCCUAUAGGAGCCAUAUGGAUAUGUCCCCCCCAAGGCCUAUAGGAUCCAUAGGGGAUCUCCAGGUCCUAUAGGAAUCAUAUGGACCCCCCCCGGGCACUAUAGGAGUCCUACAGAGUUUCUCCAACCCUAUAGGGGCCUCUCCUCCUCCAGAAUCUAUAGGGGCCGUAUGGAUCCUCCAGCUGUAUAGAAGCCAUACAGGCCCCUAUAGAUCCAUAUGGACCUCACCCCCAGGUCCUAUAGGAGCCAUAGAGACCUUUUGGACCCUACAGAGGCCAUA
Molecule: messenger RNA, 1543 nt
Organism: Cuculus canorus (common cuckoo)
Lineage: Eukaryota; Metazoa; Chordata; Aves; Cuculiformes; Cuculidae
Gene: SLC35A2
Product: solute carrier family 35 member A2
Exons: 5
Coding region: 75-1118 (347 amino acids)
Biological process (GO): pyrimidine nucleotide-sugar transmembrane transport
Cellular component (GO): Golgi membrane
Molecular function (GO): UDP-galactose transmembrane transporter activity
Source: RefSeq, a predicted model, not a curated record